AGUGCUCGGUGUGCAGCUGGUCUUGUAGAACCUCUCUUCUCACUUUUGUCUUCUUGAGUGACACUUCUACUUCCAGCAAUCUGCUACUGAGGUCUUAGGAUCCAAAAGUCUCACUGUCAUUGCUCAGGAAAAUAACACAUUAAAAAAAGAAAGAAUGAUGGAUCUACUCCAUUAUCUCUUUCUUGUCUUCCUGCUAGGUCGAUAUGUGAAUGUUCUUGGGAUUAUGAAACGUUGGGUAAUGGGGAUUGAGUGACUUGCCCAGGGUCACACAGCUGGUUUCAAGGAUAAAGACUGAUUCCAAGUCAAAUCCUCCAAUAGAACAAAAGUAGGAUCAAUCAAAUUCUCUUCUUAAUCUUAUAAUAUGAUGUAGCCUUUCUGUCUGUCUGUGUGCCUGUCUGAUAUUCCAGACCCAUUCCAGGCCCACCAAUUCAACUAACUGCGUAGCAAUGCUGGGUAAGGGCUACUACCUGAGUGAACACCUGAGCAUUAAUUGCGACCAUGGCACCUUGGCCUGAAUUGGGAAACUCCCACUCUGAUCCUAAUAAGUACAUUGAAGAGGCUCCCACCCACCAAUCUAUGUCUGAAAAAGAUAAAGAAACCCCCAGCAACAAUGCCCAUUCUCCUGUAAGCAAGAUAGAACUCCUGCCAUCUUAUUCUACUAUUGCAUUAAUCGAAGAGCCAGCAGUAGAGCAAGACCCAUGGGACAUGCCAACCUUGAAGGACUCUGGGGUCAAGUGGUCAGAGAGAGACACCACAGGGAAAGUAAUUGCUGUCUUACAAGGAUUUGGAAAAGUGCUUCUCCUCCUGGGCUUUCUCUACUUAUUUGUCUGCUCCUUGGACAUUCUCAGCAGUGCCUUCCAGCUGGUUGGAGGGAAAAUGGCGGGAGAGAUUUUCCGUGAUGGUUCAGUGUUGAACAAUCCUCUGGCCGGCUUGGUGAUUGGUGUACUGGUGACCGUCAUGGUUCAGAGUUCCAGCACAUCCUCAUCGAUCAUUGUCAGCAUGGUGUCCUCUUCAUUGCUGACAGUAAAGGCAGCAAUUCCCAUUAUCAUGGGAGCCAAUAUUGGGACUUCAGUCACCAAUACUAUCGUGGCCCUCAUGCAGGCUGGAGACAGGGAUGAAUUUCGAAGAGCUUUUGCAGGAGCAACUGUCCAUGAUUUUUUUAACUGGUUGUCAGUGCUGGUGCUGCUGCCUGUGGAGGUGAUAACAGGCUACCUCUACCACCUCACCAAUGUCAUAGUGAAAUCCUUUAACAUCAAGAGUGGAGAAGAUGCCCCUGAACUCCUGAAAGUGAUCACAGAUCCCUUCACAAAACUCAUCAUCCAGCUGGAUAAAAAAGUCAUAGAUGAAAUUGCUACAGGAAAUGAAGCAGCAAAAAACAAAAGCCUGAUAAAGAUUUGGUGUAAAACUUUUAAAAAUGUGACUUUAAGCAACAUUACCAUUCCCUCACCAGAAAAUUGUACUUCUCCCAGUCUGUGCUGGACUGAUGGGAACAUGACCUGGACCUCCAUGAAUACAACAUAUGAAGAGAACUUUGAAAAGUGCAAACAUGCAUUUGUGAAUGUCAGUCUCUCAGAUCUUGGAAUUGGGCUCAUCCUUCUAGCCCUCUCCUUGUUGGUCCUGUGCACCUGUUUGAUCUUGAUCGUCAAGGUCCUGAACUCUGUGCUCAAGGGACAAGUUGCUGCAGUGAUUAAGAAGACCCUCAAUACAGAUUUCCCCUUCCCUUUUGCCUGGCUGACAGGCUACCUUGCCAUUCUUGUUGGAGCUGGGAUGACCUUUAUUGUGCAGAGUAGCUCUGUGUUCACCUCUGCAAUCACUCCUCUGGUUGGCAUUGGUGUGAUCAGCAUUGAGAGAGCUUACCCUUUAACCUUGGGCUCCAACAUUGGUACCACCACCACUGCCAUCCUGGCUGCAUUAGCUAGCUCUGGAAAUACUUUACAAAAUUCACUCCAGAUUGCCCUGUGCCAUUUCUUCUUCAACAUCUCUGGGAUCCUUCUGUGGUACCCAAUCCCAUUCACACGCCUGCCUAUACGCCUAGCCAAGGGCCUGGGAAAUAUCACAGCCACCUACCGUUGGUUUGCCAUCUUCUACCUGAUCUUCUGCUUUUUCUUGGUUCCAUUGACCGUGUUUGGCCUCUCCCUGGCAGGUUGGCAGGUGUUGGUAGGCGUAGGGGCACCCAUCCUAUUCUUGUUGUUUGUGGUACUGGUAAUACGGGUCCUGCAAUCCCGCUGCCCUCAAAUUCUUCCUAAAAAGCUUCAGAAUUGGGCCUUCUUGCCCCUCUGGAUGCGCUCUCUUAGGCCCUGGGAUGGGCUGGUGUCUAUCAUCACCGGCAACUGCUGCCAGCUACCAUGUUGCUGGUGUUGCCGUGUCUGCUGCCGGGUGUGUUGCCUGCUAUGUGGAUGCCCUCGGUGUUGCCGCUGUAGUAAGUGCUGUGAUCUGCUGGAAGAUGAUGAAAAUGUCAAGGAAAUCACCAUCUCAGGUUCUGAGGUGUAUGAGAAUACCGCAGCCAUCACUAAGGAGACUCAGCCCGGGUCCAAGACACAGGAAGAAGGUCAAGACAUAAAGACCUUCUCUAGCAGUACGGCUUUAUAAUAGAACAGCAAUUGGAGAGGAGGAGAAAUGAUGGACUAUUUCUUGUUCUGCCUGCCCUUCCUCCCUUGAAGCAGGGCACAGUGGGGCAGAUGGUUAACUAUCCAUUGGACCCCUCCACCUGAACCCAAAGCAAUGUCAGGUAGGGCUGCCUCAGCAUUGGCAGAAACAGUGACCAAAGCACCAUCCUUACCAGAGCCCCAAUUCUCUCUCACACGAUUUCUGGUUCACUCAAAGGCCUGGGACAAAAAUUGACUAGGCCAGUUGUUCACACUCUCUCCAGAAACACAAGUGCUACUGACCAAUAGGACUUGUUUUAAAACCCUAAACUAUUUUCAGAAGGAAAAAUCCUGCUGCUCAAAUACAUAAUUAUACUUCCAUUUUGUUUUUAAAUAAGGGUCAGUUUGUUUUCUGAGGCUCAUGGCUCUUCCCAGAAAUGACCUGACUGUAAAUAGGAAAUCAAUACUUCCCUGCCCCCACAAAGCUGGCAGGCAGGGCAGGCCUGGGUAGAGAAGAUGCCAGCUAGUGAUCUAUACCACCCAGCCAGUCUUAGGAAGCCACAUGUCCAUCCAUUCCCUGCCACAUGGAGAACUGCAGGAAGGAAAAGGUUGAGGACUGAGCUUUUUGUACAGCAAGCUGUGUGGACCCCCUUCCCAUGCCUGGGUCAGCAGUAUGUGCUGUGGUGGCUUCUCUGGGAGGUAGCGUUGGGCUGCCUCUACAGGCUGAUGCCCAUGGUGCCCAAUACCAAAGAUAAAUUCCAGUGAGGUAGCUCACUGCAGAGGCCCAUGCCCCAUCUUUCCUGAUCUUUCCCCCGCUUACAGUCUAUACAGUUUCUCCUGGGCAGUCUAUAACCAGGUGAUUUCUAGAACAUUCAAAAGGUAUUUCUGAAGGACAGUAAUUUCAGAAGGAAAAAAAAAAAAGGUUACAGAUGUGUUUGUGGAUCUCUUAGCACUGCAGGUAUAUCAAGGUGGUAGUGUUCCCAGGGCAGUUAACACUUCAGUUGCUUGUUGGUCAGCAGCUUAGACCUCUGCCAUGGGUCAUUUCCCAGAAGGUGAUCCAGAAGUCUGGAUUGGCCAGUCAGCCUUGGUCCCAAGCCUCUUUGGAUGUAUGUGCAUGUGGAUGUGGCUGGGGUGAGGGAGCCUAUGCAUUCUAACAGCUCAGGUGUCCUCUCUCUGCCUUUGAUGGGCCCUUCUUCUAAGAGAGAGCAAUCUUCACUUGCCUUUCUACCAACCACAUGCAUCUAAUACACCCUCUCCAAUACUCCCACCUCAUCCCACUUAACUAGGCUCUACCAACAAUUUUCUAGCUCCAAAGAGUAUGUAAGAUAGGGGAAUAUAAUUUGAGGAAGAAAAACAACCAGCCCAUUCCCCCAAUCCCACGUCACCACAUUUGGGGUCGUAUGAAGCCUUGCCCUGAUCUUCCACCAUGUACAUAACUCUUCCUAGAAAGAUACCAGCAUAAUCCACAUGUAUAGUCACUGAAUUGUACAGCUUUUUCAUGUUAUGUAGAAAAUAACCUAUAUGAUUCUGGUUUUAUAUUUUUCACCCUUUAAAAUAAUAAAAUGUUUAUCUAUGAAGUAUAUGCAUAUAUGCACACAUAUAAAAAGCCAACAUAAGCAAAAACAUUUGUAUAUUUUGUAAUAUCUUUUAAACUUGUCCACACCACACUGUAAAUACGUACAUUAAGCACCUCAGUAGUCCCAUUUCCACUUUGUAUGCUUUUCUCUAGUUGGAUUAUUCAUGUGAUCUGUUUAUAUGGUGUGAUUUUCAUAUUUUUAGAAAGAAAAAAACAAUAAAAGAUAC
This is a messenger RNA of Dromiciops gliroides (monito del monte), 4388 nucleotides long. Its product is annotated as sodium-dependent phosphate transport protein 2B-like. The record is from RefSeq and is a predicted model, not a curated record. The transcript is spliced from 15 exons. The coding region runs from base 499 to 2589 and encodes 696 amino acids. Gene Ontology annotation, cellular component: apical plasma membrane; vesicle; brush border. Gene Ontology annotation, biological process: intracellular phosphate ion homeostasis; sodium-dependent phosphate transport. Gene Ontology annotation, molecular function: sodium:phosphate symporter activity. NCBI's taxonomy places the organism in Eukaryota, Metazoa, Chordata, Mammalia, Microbiotheria, Microbiotheriidae.